This is a messenger RNA of Chanos chanos (milkfish), 336 nucleotides long. RefSeq names its product cytochrome c-like. Gene Ontology annotation, molecular function: heme binding; electron transfer activity. The annotation marks the transcript as partial. The record is from RefSeq and is a predicted model, not a curated record. The transcript has 2 exons. Lineage: Eukaryota; Metazoa; Chordata; Actinopteri; Gonorynchiformes; Chanidae.
UCCUUCCUCAGGAUGGGUGGAGGAGACUUAGCCAAAGGGAAGAAAGUAUUUGUUCAGAAAUGUUCACAAUGCCACACAGUGGAGGAAAGUGGAAGACACAAGGUUGGCCCAAACCUGCACGGGCUCUUUGGCCGUAAGACCGGACAGGCGCCUGGCUACUCCUACACACAGGCCAAUAUAGAGAAAGGUAUUGUGUGGGAAGAGGACACACUGAUGGAAUACCUACAGAAUCCGAAGAAAUACAUCCCAGGAACCAAGAUGAUUUUUGCUGGCAUCCGAAAGAAGAAGGAGAGAAUGGAUUUGAUUGCAUACCUGAAGAAGGCGACAUCUUCAUAG